Messenger RNA from Rhodamnia argentea, 1381 nucleotides. Its product is annotated as 5'-adenylylsulfate reductase-like 5. The transcript has 4 exons. NCBI's taxonomy places the organism in Eukaryota, Viridiplantae, Streptophyta, Magnoliopsida, Myrtales, Myrtaceae. The record is from RefSeq and is a predicted model, not a curated record. Bases 328 to 1236 code for a protein of 302 amino acids.
AAAGGAAAAAUCAUUUGGAUAAUCAUCCAACAACUAGAGCGAGAAAGAGAGAUAGAGAGAGAGGUAGCUACGCGCACAGAAUCGAAUCCCCAGCUCUGAUGAUCAAAUCGCUCUGAGGCACGCACGGAGAGAGACGACGAAGAAGAAGAAGAAGAGGAAGAAGCAUCAUUGGGGUUUGAUCAGAGACAUAGCCACCCCCACCCCAUCUUGUCGGCUUGCGAAAACCCUUCCUUUUUUUUUCCCCUGUCGGUUCCUGGGUUUCGGCCUCCUCUUCCCCCUUCCCCCGCGCUGUAGCCUCCGCCGUGUUGUGUUGUGAAACCCCUUCCAAUGGCUUCUCCGUCCGUGGCGGCUUCGCUCCUCCUCGUCUGCAUCGGCGCGCUGUCUCCCCUGGUGCAGCUCGCGUCGUCGGAAUCGGCCUCCGUUUGCCCGAGGGAACCUUCGCCUUUCUUGAUCAGCUUGCAAUCGCAGUGCUCUGGCUCGAUCUCGCCUUCUCCGCCUCUCCAGGUGGAUGGGAACUUCCUUGAUAGAUUUCUGACGUCGGAACAGCAUAGUGGAUAUACUGCUGUACUUUUCUAUGCUUCAUGGUGCCCGUUUUCCCAGUCUAUAUGGCCUGCAUAUGAAGCCCUAAGCUCCAUGUUCCCUCAAAUAGAUCAUUUGGUAGUCGAGCAAUCUUUAGCUAUGCCAAGUGUAUUUUCAAUAUAUGGGAUCCGCAGCUUGCCAUCUAUAUUAUUGCUGAAUCAGACUUCAAGGUUGCAAUACAGUGGUCCAAAAACUCUCGACUCCCUUGUGGAAUUUUACGAGACACACACAGGCCUUCGACCUGUACAAUCUGUCAUGGUAGAGCAGCCAGCAAGUCUUCAGACUCGUGAAAGUUCCAGAACACGGUUCGAGGAUAUGUUAUCGAUGAAGAACAUAAGAAGGGAACCGUAUCUGGCUCUCUCGCUGUUGUUUGCCUGUUUGAGACUGCUCAUGGCCAUAUUCCCUAAAGUUGUCUCUUGUUUGAAAGCUUUCUGUGUCUCGUACGUUCCUCAUCUAAACUUGGAAAUAUUUGGCGAGGCAACUCACUUAUUGGGGCGCGCGGUUCAUGCCAUUGACGUGAGGAGGAUUUGGACAAAAGUGAGACUUGGCAAAGCCAGGAGCUUUCACGAAAGGGCAAAGAGCGCCCGGGUCUGGGCUUCUUCGCUGGCUUCCGUCUCGUUGGGCGAAUCCUCAUCAGCUAGAUCAUUGUCAUCCUAAAACGCUGAAUUCGCACCUCCAUAUGCCAGAGGGUGGACGAGAAAUCUAACUAGAAUGCUACAAACUACUUAGAUGCUCUGCGCCAGGUUGUUUCACUUUCUCACUUUCGAUGUAAUAUCUGUAAGUGGAGUGGAGAUUUUACUGU